Molecule: messenger RNA, 1113 nt
Organism: Miscanthus lutarioriparius
Lineage: Eukaryota; Viridiplantae; Streptophyta; Magnoliopsida; Poales; Poaceae
Source: the annotation of a GenBank genome assembly
AUGGACCCAAUGCUCAACCCGGUAAAGGAGGAGAGCCAUGGGGAGGGAGGAGAUUUGCUGGCAGGUGCGGAGGAGGCCGGGGACGGGCCGUCCACUGCGGUCGCCGCGGCGCCGAGGCCGAUGGAGGGUCUGCAUGACCCUGGGCCGCCGCCAUUCCUCACCAAGACGUAUGACAUGGUCGACGACCCGGCCACCGACCCGAUCGUGUCGUGGAGCGCCACCAACAACAGCUUCGUGGUGUGGGAUCCGCACGCCUUCGCCACCGUGCUGCUGCCCAGGCACUUCAAGCACAACAACUUCUCUAGCUUCGUCCGGCAGCUCAACACCUAUGGUUUCAGGAAGGUGGAUCCUGAUCGGUGGGAAUUUGCGAAUGAGGGUUUUUUACGGGGACAGAGACGGCUCCUGAAGAACAUUAGGCGUCGAAAACCUCCUGCUCAGAACGCCACAAACCAGCAGUCCCUUGGGCCAUACCUUGAGGUGGGGCACUUUGGAUAUGAUGCAGAGAUUGACACGCUGAAGAGAGACAAGCAGUUAUUGAUGGCAGAAGUGGUGAAGCUAAGGCAGGAGCAGCAGAACACGAAGGCGAAUCUCAAAGCCAUGGAGGAUAGGCUACAAGGGACUGAACAGAAGCAGCAGCAGAUGAUGGCGUUCUUGGCACGUGUCAUGCGGAAUCCUGAAUUCUUAAAGCACCUGGUUUCCCAGAAUGAGAUGAGAAAGGAGCUCCAAGAUGCUAUUUCAAAGAAAAGAAGACGCCGCAUCGAUCAAGGACCUGAAGUUGAUGACUUGGGGGCUGGUAGCAACCUAGAGCAAGGUUCACCAGUCCUAUUUAAUCCCCAGGAUUCGGUUGAAUUCCUUGUCGACGGGAUCCCAACUGAUCUUGAGAGUCCAGCUUUCGAUGGCCAAGGUCUGAUCGAGCCACAGGACAUUGAUAUUGGCAGUACCUCUGAGCAGCAGCAAGACAUGCCCCAGGAUGAUUUGAAUGACAACUUCUGGGAGCAACUGCUAAACGAAGGACUUGGUGAGGAGAACGAUAGCCCUGUUAUCGAGGAUGAUAUGAAUGUGCUGUCUGAGAAGAUGGGCUUUCUCAACUCAGAUGGCCCAACAUCCAGCUAA